AUGGACCAUCCGCCGCGACCGUCAACGGCGUCAGUCCCAGGACCGGCUGAGAACGCAUCAGAGUCCAAAUCGAGCGUACGUAACGAGUACUUCGGCUACGGCUUUGGCCCAGAAGCGCCUUCAAGAUACCUCCCGUUUCCUGCAACCGCGAACAUUACCGCCGUAGAGCUCCUCGCAUUCCUUCCAAACAGCAUACACUGCGCUGACGUGGUGUACCGCCUGAUCACGAACGGCGCGACUCCGACUCAGGUGUGCGCCAUUGUGAACACUUACAGAGAGCUUCCAAAGGAGUGGCCCCAGGCCAGCUGCCGGCAGAGCAUCUACAAGACGAUGGACCAAGGUGGGUACAAAGACUGGCGGCUCCAGACGCAUGGUAGCUUCCACAAAGAGAGAAAGUCGACCUGGGACGAUGCCGAUCUCAACGUUGCAGGGUUCUCGCCACCUAGUGGAAAUGUCGAAAUCCCUCCGACAGAGAUACCCUUCAAGAAGCUAGCCAUAGACCUGAGCUGCAUGCCGCAGGGCCAUGAUGCGCUAGAUCUGACUCGCAUGGUGGAGUAUUGCGUGCAGAAUCCACAUGAGCCGUGGUUCUACCCUCGCGACUACGACAAGGUAUUGCAGCUGGUGGGAGGCGCAGCUACUGUUCGAAAAGAGCAUAGCGAUGGCGCUGCUUCCCAACGAUGGGCUGGUAUAAAGCCUUCUCUUUCUCAAGACGCGUCAACCAGCGCUCCGCUCGUGCCAGUCAAGAAAAAGAAAGACGCUAAGCGAAAGAGAAAGAGUGACAUAGAAGAAGACUUGCCAGUAUCAAGGAGACAGAAAGAAGCAGUCCCUCCACCCAAGGGCGGGACACCAGAGUCAGAAACAGAGCAUGACAUGCAAGCGCUGAGAGGAAGGCCGGGAAAGUCUGUAUGGUUUGAUGAUGAGCCUGUCGUUGAAGGAUUUGCCGAAGAGGAAGAAGAAGAGGUGGAGGAAGAGGACGUCAUGGCCAGCGCCAGCAGAGACCUUGAGAGAACAAGUUAUGCCGCGCCUCCAGAAGAUUCAGUCGUGCCAUGGGAGACAGCGCUUGCAAACGCACAAGAUGAGGACGCGAUGGACAUGGCGUUCUUUUUCGAACGUCAAGCAGGAGAGACUGAUGCAUACGGCCCAUACGCCUUCGGUGGACCCCGUCACAAGCCGCCUUACCGACCGCUGUACCGCAUCGACCAACCAGACCCAUCUGAUGCAAGCGGUUGGGCGGAGAAUCUGAGGUGGGCAUUCGAACAGAACACGCUUUACCGAUACCCUCACCGCCCCGACGCUUGGAACGAAAGCCCAGAGCACAUGGAGCUCAUCGUGAAGAUUCGGAUCGACCGGUACUGGAUGUCGGAUGAGUUCGCGGCGAUGAUUGACGAUUAG
This is a messenger RNA of Alternaria metachromatica, 1392 nucleotides long. RefSeq lists its product as uncharacterized. Bases 1 to 1392 code for a protein of 463 amino acids. Lineage: Eukaryota; Fungi; Ascomycota; Dothideomycetes; Pleosporales; Pleosporaceae. The record is from RefSeq and is a predicted model, not a curated record. The transcript is spliced from 2 exons.